Cetraspora pellucida is the source of this 471-nucleotide messenger RNA. Lineage: Eukaryota; Fungi; Glomeromycota; Glomeromycetes; Diversisporales; Gigasporaceae. The record is from the annotation of a GenBank genome assembly.
AUGAAUCAUGCAGCAUUUGCAGAAGAUGCCCUUAUAGUACAAAGAAUAAACAAAAAGCCUAGAGGGAAGCAAAGUAUUAUGUGGACAACAACUUUUAUUGAUAUUAAUGGCCAAUGUAAAGAGCAGAAAAUGGUAUUUGGAAACAAUUACCCAGAUUCUGAUAUGAAAGGAAAGCCAAAAGGAAUAAAGAAAAUGUUAGAAGAAAGAAAACUUUGGAAAACUGAAUUAAACUUAGAUUGUAAAAAGUGUAAAAAAAAGAAGGAUUUAGGUCGAAUAGACUGUUGCUUGAAAAAAAUUAUGGCCUCUCAACCAGAUUUUGUUAGUCAAAAAUCCACUAUAGUAGAAUUAAUCAAAGGUGCAGCUAAAAAAUAUGCAAAAAAUUAUUGUGAUUAUACAUUGACUGGCUUGCAAAAAAUUGUUCUACAAGCACUUGAGUUGAUAGAUAUCAUUAUAAUUAGGAAAAUGGGGUGA